AUGGACGAGAAAAGCAAAGGAUCGCUGAGAAGUGUGGCAUUUGUCGCUGUUACUUUCUCAACAGUGGCAGUUACAGCUGUUUUAAUUGCUUUCCCGUUGGUGUUCCAUUACGUCCAGACUCUUCAAGCUUCCGUUCAAGGAGAGGUGGAAUAUUGCAAAUCGCGCUCGCGUGAUAUGUGGAGAGAGAUGGUUGAAGUUGCUCCAGAAGGACCAAAUGACCCACUCGAUGUCUUGCUCAGAGCUACCCGUCAAGCUGAUGCUCAAUGUUGCACUUGCCAGCAAGGACCACCAGGCCCAGAUGGAGAACCAGGACAACCAGGAAAAGACGGAGAACCAGGAUCUGGGCCAGGAGAGCCAGGACCACCAGGACCAGAUGCUGAACUUCAUGAUAGGAUUCUCCCAGUUCCACCACAAUGCCCAUGUACUGCUGCUCCAGGACUCGGUGGACCACCAGGACCACCAGGACAAGACGGAAUUCCAGGAAACCCUGGAAGAAACGGAGAAGACGGAGCGCCAGGACCACAAGGACCAGCCGGGCCACCAGGACCACCAGGACAGCCAGGACAACCCGGACAACGAGGACCACCAGGAGAGCCCGGAGCACUUCUUCCAGGAGGAGAUGCACCACCAGGACCCCCAGGACCACCAGGAAGACCAGGAGCUCCAGGACAACCAGGAAAAGCUGGAUCGCCAGGACAAGAUGGAAGCAACGGAGACGCUGGUGUUGCAGGAGAGCCAGGACAACGUGGACCACCAGGACCACCAGGACAAGCUGGUACUCCAGGAGCUCCAGGAGAAGCUGGAUCUCCAGGAUCAUGCGAGCACUGUCCCCCAGCUCGCCUUGCUCCAGGAUAUUAA
Messenger RNA from Caenorhabditis briggsae, 858 nucleotides. RefSeq names its product Protein CBR-COL-48 (gene Cbr-col-48). NCBI's taxonomy places the organism in Eukaryota, Metazoa, Nematoda, Chromadorea, Rhabditida, Rhabditidae. Gene Ontology annotation, molecular function: structural constituent of cuticle. The transcript is spliced from 2 exons. Bases 1 to 858 code for a protein of 285 amino acids. The record is from RefSeq and is a predicted model, not a curated record.